AUGACAGUGAACCUCGAGCCUGCUCAUACACAUGACUUCGCCCAUCCCAUAAGAACAGUCGCCGUCAUAGGCUCGGGGCCUACUGGAACACCUGCUGCUAGACAUCUUCAAGAUGCCGGUCUGAAGGUACGGCUAUUUGAGAGACAGUCUCAGUCCGGCGGUAUCUGGAAUUGGCGACCUGCAGCUUCACUACCAUUAUCCGUACCAACACCCCCUCCUUCGGUCGGAGCUUUCACCCCCGUGUUCCGUCAAAGUGGGACCUAUGACGAUCCUGAUCGUAAGGAGAGAGAACACUUCAAUCCGCCCAAUCCUUGUUAUUGGAACCUGACAAACAAUGUUCCUACUACAACGAUGGCUUUCAAAGACUAUCCAUAUCCCGAAGGGACAGAAAGGAAUGUUACUCAUAAAUUUUUAGCUGAUUAUGUGCAUAACUAUGCAAGACAUUUUGGCCUCGACAAAUUAGCAUCAUACAAUACCAGAGUCGAAAAGGCAGAGAAAGUCGACCAUAAGUGGAGGUUGAAUCUUCGAAAGGUAGUUGAUGAAGGGAAUGAGAAAGCCAGAGAGGAACAGUGGUCCGAAGAAUUCGACGCUGUAGUUGUCGCUACUGGUCAUUACAACGCUCCAUAUAUACCUCCACUCAAUGGUGUGGAUGCCUGGGCGGCUGCAUGGCCGACCAAAGUCAUACAUUCGCAAGGGUAUCGAGUACCGGAACCCUAUGCAGGAAAAACUGUAUUGCUUGUUGGCAUAGGCACGAGUGGUACCGAUAUCGCUCGAGACCUCGACCCAUACGUUGAGAAAACCUACUUAGUGGGCAGGAACAAACUCAGAGGUCCCCCCGCAUAUCAGAGACAACGUAAAUUGCAAAGAUUUAUGGUACCCGAGAAAGGGGAGUCAGUGGCGGAGAUACGGCGAUUCGUUCCACCAAACCCUGGACAACCUAUAGAGGAAGCAGAAGUUGAGCUUACAGACGGAAGAAUACUGAAAGGUAUCAGCGAAGUGAUUUUUGCCACCGGGUAUCAGUACUCCUUUCCGUUUCUUCCAAGCUAUCAUAGCGACUAUCAAGGCGUGCGCUCGGAACGGGCUGAAAAACACCCGCUGGUGACCGAUGGCUCUGGCGUACUCAACUUGUGGCGUGACGUUUUCUACAUUCCAGACCCAACACUUACAUUCAUUGGGUUGAGUGUUAACACCUCAGCAUUCUCUUUCUUCGAGUAUCAGUCGAUCUCCAUCGCAAGGGUUCUCUCUGGCAAAGCUAAAUUACCAGAUGAAGCUACACGAUGGGCCGAUUACGCCCAGCUGGUCAAAGAGAAAGGGGAAGGUAAAUUUAGUCAUCUGCUCAACAAGGAUGGAGAAAGAAGUUAUGUUAGAGAUACAGUCGAGUGGCUCAACAGAGACGCGCAAUGGUCAGGUGCGGAGUUGAUCGAAGGCCACAGUCCCGAAUGGAUGGCGGAAAGCGAUAAGAUGCAAGAGCUGUUGGCUGUCAAAUAUGGCAUCACGCCGGAACAGCUUCGACAGAUCAGUGAGGAGAUCAAUGCGGGUGAUGGGCAGAAUCAAGAUGCUAUCUCGAAAGACUUUGAGACGGCCGCCGAAGAAACCAACGCGAGAGCGAUUGAAGGAUUGGCGAGGAGGCUGGGGGCCGUGAAGGCUUAA
Molecule: messenger RNA, 1650 nt
Organism: Kwoniella botswanensis
Lineage: Eukaryota; Fungi; Basidiomycota; Tremellomycetes; Tremellales; Cryptococcaceae
Exons: 5
Coding region: 1-1650 (549 amino acids)
Molecular function (GO): N,N-dimethylaniline monooxygenase activity; flavin adenine dinucleotide binding; NADP binding
Source: RefSeq, a predicted model, not a curated record